Symbiodinium pilosum is the source of this 606-nucleotide messenger RNA. NCBI's taxonomy places the organism in Eukaryota, Dinophyceae, Suessiales, Symbiodiniaceae. The record is from the annotation of a GenBank genome assembly.
AUGCGCUUCCCAGGCAUUGAUGUUUUCUUUAUCCUGCGAGCGCUGUCUCCGGCCGCCUCAGGCGCAUCAGCUCGUUGGUCUGGCCAGGUGGGCUUCCCUGGUGGCCACGCGGAGCAAGGCGAGGAAGACCACGAGGCCGCUAGUCGCGAGUGUCGCGAGGAGGUAGGCCUCUACCUGGAUCGGCCCGGAGCGUACCGUUUCCUGGGCAGCGUUUCAGAACGGCAAGUCUCACGGGGGCGUCGUGGGACGCUGGUGGUGGCAUGCAGGGUCUACGAACAGUUGAUUCCGCAGACGCCGGCGCAUGUGCAGGCAGCGGAGGUAGCUGCCUGUGGCUGGGUGCCCUUGGAGACACUACUGGGGGACUGCGCGAGGCCCCUUCGCUGGUCUGAUCUGCAUGGGCCAGUGGGUGCACCCUGGGAUGGUUUCCCGUCAGUGGAUUUGCCGGUACGUGAACUGCAUACCUCCAAUCUGGUCGACGAGGCCUUUGCGCGUCGACAUUUUAUCCUUUGGGGCCUGACAUUGGGAAUUGUCAAUGACUGGCUGGUCACCACCGGCCUGCGCCAAGACCCGAUCUCACUGGGUGCGGAGCUAUAUUCACGCAUCUGA